AUGCCGCGCGACACUUCCAGCCUGAAAUAUCUAUCCAAUGCGCUUGCGGCGGCAGAGCAACUGACGAGCUCUUCCUCAGCUAUCGAUGGUGUCCCUACCGAGCUGGAAACGUCCGUUCGCUUUGCCGGUACUCAGCUUACACAGGCUGCCGGAGUCUUGCUGCGAUUGUCCCAAGACAUCAUAGCUCAGGCCAUCGUGACGUUCACCCGUUUCUGGCUGGGCCCAGAGGGAGGAAGUCUUCGGAUAUACUCUGCAAAGGAUGUCUCCGCCGCCGCUCUCUAUCUGACUGCUAAGCUCUCGUUCCAACCGACCUCUCCGCGCUCCGUUCUGAAUGUCUACACAUUUCUACUAUCAAAAGAGGCUUCGCCUUUAUGGUUUGUGAAUCCAGAAGGGCCACCUGCUGAAGCUGAACCCAAGCUUUAUCACCUUACGGAAGGUGGUUACCAAGCUCAACGUCAAGUCCUCCUGCGCAUUGAGUCGGUCAUUCUACGCACACUGGGGUUCAACACGCACGUGGCUUUACCUCAUACGAUCACCUUGACCUACCUCCAGACGCUUGGUGUAUCCUCGCCUGAGGUUGCACGAAGAGCUUUCGAGCAUCUGAACUCGAGUCUGCUCUCACCGCAGCUACUAUAUCUCACGCACCAGCCCAACGCUCUCGCGGUAGCGUCUAUCUACCUAGCGGCGCGAGAAAGGGGAGUGAAACUCGUUGAUGGGGAGUGGUGGGAGGUCUUUGAUGUAGAUCGGGAGGACCUUGGGUUCUUGGUUGUGGGAAUGCAGAGCAUGGAGGCUUUCGCGCGAGCAGAAAUGGAGAAGUGGAAGGGUCGCGCAAUUCCGUUGGAUGUUGAAGAAGUAGAGGCUGAGAUUGAGCGGAGACAAAUGCUGGAGGCUGGAGAGUGA
Messenger RNA from Aspergillus mulundensis, 900 nucleotides. RefSeq names its product putative cyclin. Bases 1 to 900 code for a protein of 299 amino acids. The transcript has 2 exons. NCBI's taxonomy places the organism in Eukaryota, Fungi, Ascomycota, Eurotiomycetes, Eurotiales, Aspergillaceae. Gene Ontology annotation, cellular component: nucleus. Gene Ontology annotation, molecular function: cyclin-dependent protein serine/threonine kinase regulator activity. The record is from RefSeq and is a predicted model, not a curated record. Gene Ontology annotation, biological process: regulation of transcription by RNA polymerase II.